GUGGAUAUUAUAGUAAUGAUGGCCAGUGUUAACAAAAAGAUGCGAACCACUGAUGUUGUUGUUGUUGUUGUGGACAAUGACUUGUAUCCCGAAAUGCAUCACUUGAUGAACCCAGAGGUAAGUGAUGUCCAGUUUGUAAUCAAUGGCCAAACGAUUCCGGCAAUCAAAGCGCUUAUGUCCACCAAAAGUGUUGUAUUUCGGUCAAUGUUUUCGGGCAAAUGGGUUGAAUCGGGCGGUAAACCGAUUGAGAUCCGGGACACCACUCCGGAGGCGUUCAAAGUGAUGCUGGGUUUCAUAUAUACCGAACGAUUGAUACUCAACAACGACAAAGAUAUCGAUCACAUCCGGGAUGUACUGAAACUCGCCGAUAGAUAUCAAUUGAAACGAUUGAUACAAAGUUUGGGCCAACCAUUGAUACCAUUGCUAAGUAUGGAUAAACUGGAAGUUUUGGGCCAAUUGGCGUUUACCUAUCAAUUGGACGAUCUGAUUGCUAAACUAAAGAUAUUUAUUGAUGAAAAUUUCCAGCAAUUGAUCCAAAAACCAGAAUCUGAAUUGAAUUCAAUCAAUACAGCCGUCAAUAAUCUAUUGUUUACAUUAUCGAUGUUGGUUUUGGUGAUUUAA
Molecule: messenger RNA, 621 nt
Organism: Oppia nitens
Lineage: Eukaryota; Metazoa; Arthropoda; Arachnida; Sarcoptiformes; Oppiidae
Product: speckle-type POZ protein-like
Exons: 3
Coding region: 16-621 (201 amino acids)
Biological process (GO): regulation of proteolysis; proteasome-mediated ubiquitin-dependent protein catabolic process
Cellular component (GO): cytoplasm
Molecular function (GO): ubiquitin protein ligase binding
Source: RefSeq, a predicted model, not a curated record